GUGUAGCGCCUCUAACAAACCGGCCACCGGUGCGGGACUGCUCGUUACUGUCAGCUUUAGGAAAUGGGAUUGAGCGCGAAAGGAGAUAACGGGAGCCCGAACGGCCCCCGCGGCGCGUGGUUGUAGGACGGGUUCAUAAGGCGCGUGGUCUGCGCGGCGGUCGCGUGCGUUUUCAUUCUCCGUUCGCCCCUCGCUGGACACGCUCCUCUGUAGCGCGUGCUGCUGCCCAGUCGGUGUCGUCAGGCAGGAGCGGCCGUUUCCUUCCAGCUCUUCUCCGUUGUUGCGUGUGUGUAUGCGCGCGCGCGCGUGUGUUGAAUGUAUGUGUGGUUAGAGGGGAAUAAAAAGCGCAAUCACACCGAGACCGAGCCAAGCAGGCCCGCGCGAGGCAGCGAGAUAAGGGAGGAAGCCCGCGAGCCCUCGGCUAGCAAGUGCACGGUACACGGCGAGAGAUGGUCACGUCCGCACCGGGAAUCAUCCUGCUGCCGUUGCUAAUAUGUCUCCAGCACUCCGUCAACGUCCGCGGUACCAAGACAGAAUGUGAGGCCAACCAGUUCCAGUGUGGAAACGGUCGCUGCAUCCCAACCGUCUGGCAGUGUGACGGAGACAGGGACUGCACUGAUGGCAGUGAUGAAAACGCCUGUGUUAAAAAGACUUGUGCAGAGUUGGACUUUGUAUGUCACAAUGGCCAGUGUGUCCCAAAGCGGUGGCACUGUGAUGGGGAGCCAGACUGUGAGGAUGGGUCUGAUGAGAAUGUGACAAUUUGUCAUAUGAGGACGUGUCAUGUGAACGAAUUUAGCUGCGGUGCAGGUUCCACCCAGUGUAUCCCCAUCUUCUGGAAAUGUGACGGAGAGAAGGACUGUGAUAAUGGCGAGGAUGAGGUCAACUGUGGUAACAUCACCUGUGCUCCAAAUGAGUUCACGUGUGCCAGUGGGCGUUGCAUCUCACGAAACUUUGUGUGCAAUGCCGAGGACGACUGUGGUGACGGUUCGGACGAGUUGGACUGUUCGAUGUCCUCCUGCGGCCCCAGUGAAUUCCAGUGUGGAAAUUCGUCCUGUAUUCCAGCCAGCUGGGUGUGCGACGAUGAUGUUGAUUUGCAGGACCAGUCUGACGAAUCUCCCUCUCAUUGUGGACGUCACCCGACGCCACCAGCCAAGUGUUCUUCCAGCGAGAUGCAGUGCCAGUCAGGGGAGUGCAUUCAUAAGAAGUGGAGGUGUGAUGGAGACCCUGAUUGCAAGGACGGCAGUGACGAAGCAAACUGUCCUGUACAAACCUGCGGACCAGAUCAGUUCAAGUGUGAUGAUGGAAAAUGUAUCCUAGGCAGCAGACAGUGUAAUGGCCUCAGAGAGUGCGCCGAUGGAUCAGACGAAAUUAACUGCAAAAACAUGACUCAGUGUAAUGGGCCAGAAAAGUUCAAAUGUCGCAGCGGGGAGUGUAUCGAGAUGAGCAAAGUGUGCAACAAGGCUCGAGACUGUCCUGACUGGAGCGACGAACCCAUCAAAGAGUGCAAUUUAAAUGAAUGUCUCCUGAACAAUGGAGGAUGCUCUCACAUAUGCAAAGACAUGGUGAUUGGCUUUGAGUGUGACUGCACACCUGGACUGCAGCUCAUUGACCACAAGACCUGUGGAGAUAUCAAUGAGUGUCUGAACCCUGGCAUCUGCAGCCAGAUCUGCAUCAACCUGAAGGGAGGAUACAAAUGUGAAUGUCACAAUGGCUACCAGAUGGAUCCAACCACUGGAGUCUGCAAGGCUGUUGGUAAGGAGCCAUGCCUGAUCUUUACUAACCGUCGGGAUAUUCGUCGUCUGGGUCUGGAGAGAAAGGAGUAUACUCAGAUAGUAGAGCAGCAGAGAAACACAGUGGCACUGGAUGCAGACUUUGACCAGCAGAUGAUCUUCUGGGCUGACUUGGGCCAGAAGGCCAUAUACAGCACUAAGCUGGACAAAAGACAAGACACUGGCACCCAUAAACGAGUAAUCGACAAUGUCCAGACUCCUGUGGGUAUUGCUGUGGACUGGAUCUACAAACACCUGUAUUGGUCUGACCUCAGCACCAAAACCAUUUCUGUGUCCAUCUUCAAUGGGACCAAGCAGAAAGUUCUGUUCAACAGGGGCCUCAAAGAACCAGCAUCCAUUGCUGUGGAUCCGUUGUCUGGAUUCCUGUACUGGUCUGACUGGGGUGAACCUGCAAAGAUUGAGAAAUCUGGUAUGAACGGAGUGGACAGACAGGUUCUGGUGGCGACAGAUAUUCAGUGGCCUAAUGGAAUCACUCUUGACCUGAUCAAAGGCAGAUUAUACUGGGUUGACUCUAAGCUACACAUGCUCUGUAGUGUGGACUUGAAUGGUGACAACAGGAAGAAAGUCCUGCAGUCCUCUGAUUACCUGGCUCACCCCUUUGCGCUCACAGUUUUUGAGGAUCGAGUCUUCUGGACAGACGGUGAAAAUGAAGCUAUUUAUGGUGCCAACAAGUUCACAGGCUCUGAUGUAGUGACACUAGCCAGCAACCUGAAUGACCCCCAGGACAUCAUAGUGUACCAUGAACUUAUUCAAUUGUCUGGAACUAACUGGUGCACAGAGAGAGGUGAAAAUGGGGGCUGUAGCUACAUGUGUCUGCCUGCGCCGCAAAUCAACAAACACUCUCCUAAGUACACCUGCGUAUGUCCAGAGGGGCAGGAGCUGGCUGCUGAUGGCUUACGCUGCAGACCUGAAGCCAAUGUAAGCACAUCUAUUCAAGUGAAUUCCCCACCUAGAGGGUCUGCAGCUGCCUGGGCUGUGCUGCCUGUCCUGCUCCUGGCGAUGGCGGCAGUAGGCGGUUACUUAAUGUGGCGAAACUGGCAGCUGAAGAACCAGAAGAGCAUGAACUUUGACAACCCUGUUUACCUGAAGACCACAGAAGAAGACCUCAACAUUGACAUCACCCGGCACGGCGCCAAUGUGGGACAUACCUAUCCUGCAAUCUCUAUAGUGAGCACAGAUGACGAUUUAUCCUGAUGGUCGUUUUUGUUUUUUUCCUACGGCAGCCCCAUUGCAUUGCAUGGCAUUCCAUGCUGGUGGUUGUCUGUAGCAACAGCCCUUAUAGUACGACCACAUGCCUUCUGAAGUGCAUUAUGUCAUUAUCUGUGGUGGAUGACUGGAGGAAAUAUUUAUUAUGUGAAUACUCAAUGAAUUAUGUGUCACAACAGGUUGUAUCCAAAGUGUUACUUUUUAUCUUUAGUGUUUUUUUUUUUUGUUUUGUUUUUUUUUUCUUCAGACAUUAGUUUAAACACACUCCUAAAGGCAAUGGAGGCUCCUCUUCUCAGAUAACCAAUAAGGGAAAUGUGUAGAAUUUCCAGUUAUUGAAAGGUGUCUGAGGCUUGUGUUCUAAUGGGAUGCAGCGCUCCUCCGGACACGUAGAUCAGCUCUGCUUACUAGGACAUGAACUGUAUCUGAGCAAUCAGUCGCCAGAAAACCUGCUCCAGAAUCUUGCCACCGUUUAUUCUACAGGAUCAGAUGUAUGAAUAUUUAUGGAUGAUCAUUUCUAACCACUAAUAUGUCAAAGGGAUUAGUUUUAAUUAGUUUUUUUUUGUUAUUGGUUAUGAGAUUCCACAUUUGUAGACAUUGUAUAUAUUAAUCCAUCAUAACUCAGACAUGAUUGUCAAUCAGGACUCUCUUCAAUGCACUUUGAUGAAAUGCUCCUUGUGUAAAUAAGAUUGUAUACAUUUGACUUGAAAUCAAUUUUUGCUAUGGUUGGACAUCGUACCAGGGUUAGAGAUCAGAUGUAUUUAACGAGAAAGAAAAUACUGAAAAACAAAAAAAAAAACAAAAUGCAGACUUUGGUAAAACAAUUUUGUAUGUUUGUGCUGUUGCUGUGAACUUUUUCAAGCAUUGUACAGUGAGGGGGACACUUAAAACGUAAGAGCACUGUAUCUGAAAACUGAUUUUGCCAAAUCACUCCAAAAUUAAACUUAAUUCAGACGUU
Molecule: messenger RNA, 3951 nt
Organism: Betta splendens (Siamese fighting fish)
Lineage: Eukaryota; Metazoa; Chordata; Actinopteri; Anabantiformes; Osphronemidae
Gene: vldlr
Product: very low density lipoprotein receptor
Exons: 19
Coding region: 450-2984 (844 amino acids)
Molecular function (GO): calcium ion binding; protein binding
Source: RefSeq, a predicted model, not a curated record